Molecule: messenger RNA, 1804 nt
Organism: Eucalyptus grandis
Lineage: Eukaryota; Viridiplantae; Streptophyta; Magnoliopsida; Myrtales; Myrtaceae
Product: alcohol acyltransferase 9
Exons: 1
Coding region: 221-1564 (447 amino acids)
Molecular function (GO): acyltransferase activity, transferring groups other than amino-acyl groups
Source: RefSeq, a predicted model, not a curated record
UCUUCCACAGUAAGAGAGAGAGAGAGAGAGAGAGAGAGAGAGAGCAGACACAACCAUAUGUUAUGUAAAGAAGAAUGUAAAAUGAUCACAACUACAAAUUACAUAUUACACACGCUUCACUAAGCACAGACCAUAGAGCAAACCUCAAGAGAAAAACCUCCACCACUAACCAUAUAUAGCCCCACCUCCUCUCUUCCAGUGCCAACCACUCCCGUUCGGUAUGGAUAGUCACGUCACCGUCAAGGAAGCCGUUUUGAUCAUCCCGUCCGAGCCCACUCCGUUCAAGAUCCUCGCCCUCUCGGCCCUCGAUUCGCAGCUCUUCCUCGGCUUCAACAUCGAGUACCUCCUCCUCUACAAGCCCCGCCCCGGGUGGUCGGAUCGCGGCCGCGUGACGGCCCGCUUGAAGGCCGCGCUCGCCGGAGCCCUGGUCCCGUAUUAUCCGCUCGCCGGCAGGGUCGAGGCCAGCCCGGACGGCUCGAGGCUCGAGGUGGUGUGUCGGGCGCAAGGCGCGCUUUUCAUCGAGGCCGUGGCCGACAACAUCGUGAUGGGCGACCUCGAGCGGCCCCCGAAUCACGUGACGGAGUGGCGGGGCCUCCUGUCGCUCCACUUGGCCGACUUGCUCAAGGAGGCCCCCCCGCUCGUCGUCCAGCUGACGUGGCUCGCGGACGGCGCCGCGGCGCUGGCCGUCGGCAUCAAGCACUGCCUGUGCGACGGCAUCGGGAGCGCCGAGUUCCUCAACUCCUUUGCCGAGCUGGCCAAGCUCGGAGGAGGACUCGCCGCCCUCAAGCUCAAGGCCAAGACCGUCUGGGAUCGCCACCUCAUGGACCCGCCUAUGCCGCGGCGUCUUUCUUGCGGCGGCGUGCACGGCUCGGGAGCGCAAACUCACCCCGAGUUCAGCCGAGUUCCCGACCUCUGCAGCUUCACAUCUCGCUUCGUCAACGAAAGGCUCGUCCCGACCUCGAUCACCUUCAACGGGGCCUCCGUCGACGAGCUCAAGAGGCUCGCCUCGUCCUCGUGUCGACUCGGCGACUCAGCAUUCACGUCGUUCGAAGUCGUCACGGCUCAUAUAUGGAGGAGCUGGGCAAGAUCGCUAGACCUGCCUCCGAAUCAGACGCUAAAGCUUCUCUUCAGCGUGAACGUUCGGAGCCGAGUCAAGCCGAGCCUCCCGAGUGGGUACUACGGCAACGCGUUCGUUCUCGCGUGCUCGCAGGCCAGCGCCAAAGACGUCACGGAGAAGGGUCUUGGGUUCGCGGCGAUGCUGCUGAAGAGAGCGAAGGACAGAGUCGACGACGAGUACGUGAGGACGGUGGUGGAGACGGUGAGCGAGUCGACGGCGUGUCCUGACUCGGUGGGGGUCCUCAUAGUGUCGCAGUGGUCGAGGCUCGGACUGGACAGGGUUGACUUCGGGAUGGGGAGGCCGGUCGGCGUGGGGCCCGUCUGCUGCGACCGGUACUGCUUGCUCCUCCCGGUGCACGACCGGAGCGACGCCGUGAAGGUGGUGGUGGCGCUCCCCGCCAGUGCCGCCGACAGAUAUGAGUGCUUGGUCAAGAGCCCAUGCACGUGAACGCACGGUGCCGUCCCGGCCCAGCUAGUUGACUUUUCAAACAUCAGGCUAACACGAAUUACAUCUUUCUAAACCUUACGAGAACAUCGUCGGCACAGAAAAGCUUCUCAGACUCAAGACAGUUUUUAUGUGUUGAAUGUCGAUCCUCAAUCUCAGUAACUUCCGAUCAAUUUGUCCAUAGACACGCAUAUGGCGAUUGAGGCCAUUUCUAUAUAAUCUAUAUAUUGGGCCAAUUCGUUA